AUGUCGCAACCCGACCGCCUCCCACUAGACCAACAGAUGCUCCGCGGCGCAGGGAUCUGGCAAGCCAUCAUCGCGCUCCCAAUAUGCCUGUGGCUCGGCUUCGAAGCCUUUGACACCUUCUUGGAACCGUGGCACAAUGCUGGAAUCUACUAUUUCCUCCGCAACAGCACCACUGCUGUGCUGGCAGCGGGGAUCAUUUUCUGCGUCUACGUGCAGCGCAAAGCCGCAAUCUCGCCGUACCAGUACGUGCUUUUCGAGACGGCAAAAUCGGUCUUGGCGACUGCGUUGUGGCUCUGGUUCAUUCUCGAUGCGGCGUUUGGGCCGUGGGUAGCGCACUGCAGGGAGUAUGAGUGGAGGGGGCCGUGUCAUGUGGGGGCGAGGGUGAGCCGCGCGGCGCUGGCGAGUAUCGUGCUUUUUGUGGUUUACUACCCGACGCUUGGGUAUUCGUACUGGGCGUGGAACAGGGUGUCAGAGAAGGAUGAGGAAGACGACGAGGAGCGUGUUGAGCGAAGUGAAGUGACUGACAGAUCGCCUUUGCUGGGUUGA
Molecule: messenger RNA, 546 nt
Organism: Paraphaeosphaeria sporulosa
Lineage: Eukaryota; Fungi; Ascomycota; Dothideomycetes; Pleosporales; Didymosphaeriaceae
Exons: 3
Coding region: 1-546 (181 amino acids)
Source: RefSeq, a predicted model, not a curated record